CCGACUUCUUCAGGAGGACCACGUGGCCCGUCCGAAACAGUGACAGUGGGUACUCGACAGUGGGUGCGUGAGAGUCGACGACGCGCGCUCCCGUGGUGUCUUCCCUCGCAGAUUUGUUGACUCGCUCGGACGGAUCGUAACACUCGCCCUUCGGAACAAACGGCCCUUCGGGAAGCAAAACAGGCGAAUGAUCGAACGUGUCUAUCCCGCGAUACCGGUGCAUUUUUCGCCGAGGUGAUAACCGUCACGGCGCCAAGAUAAACGGGAUGGACAGAAUGACUCGUUGCGACGAAGAAUCUUCUCUGCAGUCUCUGCCACCGAUGCACCCGGGUCAAUCAACUCACGCCACCGUCGUCACCUCUAUGUCUCCUGUGACGCCGAUCCUGGCAACGUGUGUUGUCACCGCCACCAACAAGGUCACUGCCACUGCUACCAGUUCUACCCAUGUGCCAGGUACUGGAUCAGCUGAUAGCCCUACUACCACCUCGCCGCCGUCUUCGCUGGACUCCCGUAUACCGAGGCCAUCGCCGUCGGCUCUGCGCCGCGCCGCGAGUUUGCGCUUGCGCGGCGAACGUCUACCUCCACAUCAUCCGCGAGCCACCACCGCCGCGGCAGCCAGCACGGCCCUGGUCGGCCACCAACACCAUCCCCGUCGUCACAACCACCUCCUGCAGUCGCCGCAGCAGCAUCAACAUCCGGAUCAUUGUCUCUUCCCGGUCAUCACGGAGAAUGGAACCGACUCGCCACGACAACGAUCCUUCAGUCUCUCACUGACACCGGUGAGGCCGCGGCCAGGUCACGCGGCCUCUGGGGGAACUCCAGCGGGAGUCAACGAUGACAGUGAUGUCGAGAGCGUGAAGAGUUAUAGCAGCGCUUGCAGCACAGCGAGCGCCUGCGAGCAUGCCUCCUUUGCGUUGAAUGGCACCACCUGGUCUGGUCGAUCGCGAAAAUAUGUCGUGCAUUGUUCAAAUUAUGUUGGCGACAGCGAACAGUACCUUACGCCUACUCAGAGAGCGGCUAAACAAGUCCGAAAGUUUCAGGCUCUAUUGAAGGAGGCACGUAAAGAGAUUGAUGAAAAGGAUCGGGAAAUCUUGCGUUUAACAAAGGAGGUUGUAGAAUUGAGGUUGUACAAGGCUUCUCUAAACAGUCCAGAUGAGCGAACGGAUAGCAGCGACGCUCUCACAGUGCGCGAGAACAAUCCCUUCUCGCCGGAGUCGCCGAGCAAGGAUCUUCCCGAUGAAGGCGCCGCGGAGAAAGCCAGCCCGGAAGCGCUGGAGAAGCGUGUGCACACGGAUCUGCCCUCGUCAUUAGCCGAUUCCGGACACUUCGAAGAUGGUUCCGUCCAUUCGAAAGACUCCGUAUGUCUGCCAGAGUCGCAACCGGAGAUUACUGUUAGCACGUGCAGUAAUACUAUAUCCAACGACAUUGUUUCUGAUACGAAUUCUGUAACGCCAACGAGUGAAGUAGAACGAGAUGAAGAGAGACGUCGAUUAGUAGUUAGUCAUUAUGAAAGUAGAAUCGACGAUAUGCAUAGGCGGCAUGUUGACGAGCUGCAGGAGUUAAAACAGAAGCACAAUGACAAGGUGGAAAGCUUGUUGAAUCAAUUGUCUGAGGUUAAUACUCGUUACUGUGAAGUGCGGCCGGCUAUGGAUAUCGCCGAAGCUCGCGUGCGUGAAUUAGAAACGGAAUUAGAGGCUGUGAAAACUGAGCUUAUUGAGCAGAAGACGCUUUUGAGUGAUCAGGAAGAAAGAAAUAAGCAAAUGUACCUGAAAAUGUAUGCCAAAGGUCAAGAAGCUGCGCGCAUUGAACAAGCUGAUCAGAUAUUCGUACAAGCACAUCAAUCACCGUCUAAAGUCACCGUCGCAGAAUUGCUUCAACAACUAACUGUUACACAAGCUGAGUUAGAGAAUAUUAAGGACACAAGCUACUCGCCUGAACCUCACAUUUCAGCCGAACAUAGCCAAAGUUUAUUAAGCGCUCAGGAGGCUGUUUCUCUCUGGGUCCUUGGCACACGUAAGGCAAUGUAUAGGCGUAUUGUAGAGGCGAGAAGCAGCCAGGGUACACUCGAUCCGGAAAUUACUCUGCAGUUCCUAAAGUCGGCGAUCUACUAUUUCCUAACUGAUAAGGAGAAUCAACACGGUCACUUAAAUGCUAUUGAAAGUAUCUUGGGCUUCACAGAUGCGGAAAGACACAAUAUCGAUAGAUACUAUCGAUCAGGGAGAAAAUAAUAUUUUCUAAAAAUUUUCAAUCUAAAACAUUAUAUUAUUGACGAUUGGUGUUAUCCAAAUUAACGCCCGAAAAAUACGUCGUUUAGUUCUUUAGUAUCUUUUAAAAAGAGACAACCACAACAUUUUACCGCGUGCUCGAAACAUUUGUUUUAAACUUGAUGAAUAUUUGAAAUAUGUAUGUAUCACAAAAACAACUUGCUUCUCUCACCAAAAUUGCUAGCUAAUCCAUAAAAAUAUAUGCUGUGUAAUUUGUAAAUAUAGCUGGCAAUUUUUUAAGAGAUUGCCUUUAUACUUCUAUAUUUCAAAUUCUGGGAUGUAAUAGCAUAAAUUAUGUACAUAUAGCUUGGCUAGACUGAAAUUGUUUAUGACUGUAUGUGACAUCAGUGCUCUGCGAUGGCCAUGUAUUACAAAUUGAUAUCACGCAUAUCGCAUAACUUGCUCUAAAUUAUGCUCUAAAUUAGUAGAUAUAUAUAAAUAUCCUAGUUACAUUUGAGCAAAAUAUAUUAUCUAGUUAUUGCGAAUUUUACUCUUUCAAUGAUUAUUAUGCAUGUAUUGCAUUAUGAUACAAUAUUCCAAAAUUGGGCAAGAAAUAUGUGAUAUAUAUGUGACAACUAAGUUACUGGAAAGGAUUUGAAGUUGAGAACAUCUUUAUGUAAUUAUUUGAAAUGCAUGCCCAUCCUUAUACAAGUGUAAAAGUUGAAUCUAUCUUUCUCGUUAUUACGUACGGAUCCCCGAACAUAAAUAAAUUUAUUUAUAUAUAUUUACUUGUUAUACAAAUAAAAUAUAUAUAUAUAUCUAUAUACACAUAUAUCAGGAUAAGAAUUAUCAGAGUUUUUGUUCAUCUUUAAAAUUUUUAAGCAUGUACAAGAAAAUGAUUUUGAAGUAGCAAUGAAAGAGAAAUCAUUUAAUUGUACAUCUUUGCACAGUAACUCUGAAUCGUCCUGUAUAUACUAUUAUCUAUAUCAAAGCCUGGUGACAUGACGUCCAGAUAAGGUAAUAUUAUGGAGACUGAAGGAUAUAUCUUGCCUUUUUAUCUGCUCGUAGCUUCAAAUUAAGUAGGUCGUGACAAGUGCAACUUGUAGUGGACAUCAAUAAGCACACUUCCUAUAACUUAUCCUAAUUCUAAUUAUUCAUUUUUUUACAAGAUAUUUGUGUAUUUAAAUUAAAACCAAAGAAUAGUGGGACAGUUAAUUAUUGCGAAUGAAUACUUGAUUAUAAUUAAGUUUAAUACUUGGCACCAACUGGUUAAAAUUAUAUUUUUCGUUAUUGAAAUUCUGAACUUGUUCAGCGCAAUAUUGUAACAUUAGAUACAAAUAAUCUUUUUACCUUUUUAAAUAUUUAUUUUAUGAUCUAGAACUAGUAUAUUCAAUGAUUUAAAAGAAACAUGAGUAGAAACUAUAAUUUUUGUAGCACUAAGAUUUUUGUAAUUUUGAAUGACAUUAGUCUGAAAAAUGUACGUCUAAGGUGCCAAUAAGUACGAACGUUCAUAGCACAUACAAAGCGCUUCUUGAAGCAACAUUCUCUUAACAAGUGUUUUAUAUAAAUCAACAAAGAAACAGAAAUAUAUUGACAGUAAUCCACUAUAUCAAAACGUCCAAUGUCAACAAAAGAAUAUAGUUUCAUAUAAUGUAUAAAUGCGAUCACACAUUUAUCUAACUCCGAAAUUAUAGAUAAUGUUCUCAUUUUAUAUUAAAGUUCCUUUUAUGUGAAUGCUAGGCCUAAGUAAACUCGAUUAUAGAUAAAACUUGUAUGUCAUUCCAUCGAAAAUAACAAAAAAUGCUAAAAGCAUUUGACACUUUUUGAAUAGAUUGUGCGAUUUUAUUUCUGAUAUAGUAUUUCCCGCGAAUUCAAUUACAUACAAUGAUUCACGUUU
Messenger RNA from Solenopsis invicta (red fire ant), 4101 nucleotides. RefSeq lists its product as uncharacterized. The record is from RefSeq and is a predicted model, not a curated record. The coding region runs from base 267 to 2228 and encodes 653 amino acids. The transcript is spliced from 9 exons. NCBI's taxonomy places the organism in Eukaryota, Metazoa, Arthropoda, Insecta, Hymenoptera, Formicidae.